UCAAUCCGGAAAUGAGGAGGUUGUUACUGCGGGCUCAACGUCAUAUCAGAAAAUCAAUUAAGUUAUGAAAAAUACCAUUAAUUGCCUUUCUUUGUCAUCACUGCUCCAGAAGAAAUGGCGGCUGUCUAUACGUCCGGGCUUUGAGGGAAAUAUUUUUUCAACCAAAUGUAGUGUUUAUGGGCUACAUGAACCGUUUCAGCCGUCACGUACGCUUUAAAGACAGAUAAGAAUGAGCUGAUGGUUGUGGAAGUCUGCAAGAAGACUCCAGGUACAGAGGAAAGGUCGACUGGAAGAUGCCAAGAAAAAAACAACAGAAUCCACAGCCAGUGAAAUUGGAUUCUGAGGAUGGUGUAGCCAUUGAAGCUCCAGGAAACCUCCACUUAGACACUGACCUCUUUCUAGGACACGACCUUGAGUUUGAUGCUCCUGAUCAUGACAAGAUUCUAGGCCUGGAAAAGUUCUCAGAAGUAGCUGCAGAGAUCAGCUUCUCCGUGUUUCCUCUGGGUGAUGAGAGUUCUGCCUACAGUCAGCUCAGCAUGGAGAGUGAAACAGACAACUCGCGCGGCACAAGCGACAACGGGAGAGAGGAUGAGAGCGGAGCAAGCCAGUCCGAGUCCAGCUUUCCCCCUUACCUGUCCUGCAGGGGCUGUGGACAGUUGCGAGACGAACUCCUUGGACCUGGCAUGGACCUCGUCGGACCUUACUGUCUGAGGUGCUGCAAAGGAUCCAGGGACGGCAAAAGUAUCGAGUUCUGUUUACCUUUUGGAAACAUUGGGAUUCGUUCCCAAAUCCGCGCAGACUCGCAGCCUGAAUGCGAAAUGGACCAAGCCACCUCGGGCGAAGACAAAAUGUGCAAGCAGCACUCGUGCCACCUCUGCGGGUUCUCCUCGCGGUAUGCCAACCACGUGAAGCGCCACAUGAAGACGCACAACGGGGAAAAGCCCUUCAACUGCCCCCUGUGCACCUACGCCUCGGCACAGCUGGUCAACCUGCAGAGGCACCUGCGCAUCCACACUGGGGAGAAACCUUACAAGUGCAGCAGCUGUAGUUUCGCCUGCAGCUCGCUGGGCAAUCUCAAAAGACACCAGCGUAUGCACGUGCCCUCCGCCGGUGUGGGACACGACACCUCGCUGAGACUUGGCAAUGCCCAAACUGGCCCCAAAAAGCCUGUGGACCUGCAGAGACCAAACCGGGAAGUCUCUGGUUCAGAAAUUGAAAAACCAACGUCAAACCUCGGUUUGGGAGCUCAGAACAGUGACUACUUGUCGGCCUUUGACAGCUUAAAGGGCGCCUCACCACCACCCAUCCCUGCCUCCAAACCUGCACCAGGCCAUCACCCUCCACCCAUGAUGGAGAUCACAGACAGCAGCAGCACCACCAGGCCCAGCGUAGCAGAUGGAGCCACCAUCCCACCCUCACUUUUCCCCUUCACUUGCCGUCUGUGUGGCGUCGUCCUCGAGGAUGAAGACGGCUCCUCGGCGCAGAUCUGUGCCAAGUGCACCCUCGACAUGCUGACGAAAGACUCCUCAUCCUCCCCCAACAGUCCUGGCGAGCGGAGUGACAAGGUCUACACGUGUGCCGCUUGCCCUUUCCUCACGCACUACCCCAACCACUUGGCACGCCACAUGAAAACCCACAGCGGGGAGAAACCAUACAAGUGCCCACAGUGCGACUACGCCUCAGCGCACUUCGACAACCUCAAGCGGCACCACCGGGUGCACACGGGGGAGAAGCCGUACAAGUGCCAUUUGUGCGAAUACGCGUGCGGGAACCUGGCCAACCUAAAGCGGCAUCAGCGAGUGCACUCGGGCGCCAAGCCCUUCCAGUGCACGAUAUGCAGCUACAGCUGCAACCAAAGCAUGAACCUGAAGAGACACAUGCUGCGGCACACGGGGGAAAAACCCUACAAAUGUCAGGAGUGCGGCUACACCACCGGCCACUGGGACAACUACAAAAGACACCAGAAGAAGCACGGCCUGGCCACAGACAGCUGGGUCAAAGUGCCGAUGACGGACGACGAGGACGACACCAGGAGCAGGCCGGGAGGUGGCGGUCAAACUCACAGAAAGGAAGGAGUCAGCAUGCAGUACAUGGCAAGGGAGGGGGGUCCGGCAAUGCACCCGUGCUACAAACUAGAGAUCGCAUAACUUGAAAAUCAACUCAACAAACUUACCAGCAACUUGUUUGUUUUAUUGUGUCAGUCUUUUACUGUUCUGUCAAAUCUUUGGAGGCUGCUAAUAGAUUGAAUGUCGUCUUGUUUUGUCUCGUGUCAGCAGCACUGUGCAAGCUCCUCAUGCUAGUUUGUUCUCACUCUUUACAUCAAACGUCUCUGGAACUGAUGCACACAUUUGCCUGAACUGUUACAGCUGCACUGUGUAGUUCUGUUCACUAUUUUAAUACACAAAAAGGGUUUUAUACAACAAAUACUGAUCAGGCUUUAUUUACUUUUUUUCCCUCAAUAAUUUAGUUUUCAGUGUCAGAAUUCACUUUGAUUUCAUUUAACACCAAAUUAAAAAAAUGUAUUUUUCUACAUAGUGACUAUACAGUGCAGCUUAAAGCAUUUUUAUACAGUGCUUUUGUAGCUAGAGCCUUCCAGCUUCGCUUGUAGUUUGCCUUCCAAUAAAUGUAGAAUUCAAGGAGCAUUAUUCGAUUAUUUAUAUAAUCCACCAAGUCAUUUUUGCCAGUGAGGACUUGAUUUUCUUUGUGCCAUCAAAAUGUUGUGAAAGACAUGGUUUUAACACAGAAUUGCAUGUCAACAUGCCCUCUUAAACACUUGUUUUCUUAAAGAAAAAGCACAAUCAGCUCAGAGUUCCUGGUUUUAGUUAAAAAGAUUAUCAUUUAUUGUGGUUCUACAACAAAAAUUAAAACAGAAAAUAUAAGUAAUUUAUCUAUUUUUUCUCUUAAAUGGACAUUUUUAAAUGGUUUUUUAUUUACAUUUACUAAUUUAUUUGGUUGUUUUUAAGCAAAAAAUGAAAGUAUCAGCUGGUGUGCAUGUCUUUUUUUUGUCUUCUUUGAAUGUUUGAUUGGAUUGCCAUGGUAACUUGAUAUAAAAUCAGAUUUAAAUGAAACUGGUGAAUAACUAUUGUGUAAGUAGCAGACUCUCCAGAUCGUUAUCAAAAGUGUGACCAUCCGUGUCUGUAUGCAGUAUCUUAUAAAUGCCUUAAGAGAGAUGUUUAAAAUAAACACGAGGAAUACAUGUUACUGAA
This is a messenger RNA of Oryzias melastigma (Indian medaka), 3206 nucleotides long. It is a transcript of the gene znf513a, whose product is annotated as zinc finger protein 513a. The transcript has 5 exons. The record is from RefSeq and is a predicted model, not a curated record. Gene Ontology annotation, cellular component: nucleus. NCBI's taxonomy places the organism in Eukaryota, Metazoa, Chordata, Actinopteri, Beloniformes, Adrianichthyidae. Gene Ontology annotation, biological process: regulation of gene expression. Bases 294 to 2147 code for a protein of 617 amino acids.